AUGGCCACCCUACGGAAAACCCACCCACUCUUAAAAAUUGUAAACGACUCUCUUAUUGACCUCCCAGCCCCCUCCAAUAUCUCAGCAUGAUGAAACUUCGGCUCCCUCCUUGCACUUUGCUUGGCCACCCAAAUCCUUACAGGACUGUUCCUGGCAAUACACUACACCUCAGACAUCGCAACAGCCUUCACUUCCGUUGCCCACAUCUGCCGAGACGUAAACUACGGAUGACUCAUCCGAAACAUGCAUGCCAACGGUGCAUCCUUCUUCUUUAUCUGCAUCUACCUUCACAUUGGCCGAGGACUUUACUAUGGAUCUUACCUCUAUAAAGAAACUUGAAAUACAGGCGUAGUCCUUCUUCUGUUACUAAUGGGCACUGCCUUUGUAGGCUAUGUCCUCCCCUGAGGACAAAUGUCAUUCUGAGGAGCUACAGUCAUUACUAACCUUCUGUCCGCAGUACCCUACGUUGGAAAUACACUCGUCCAAUGAAUCUGGGGCGGCUUCUCCGUAGACAACGCGACCCUAACCCGAUUCUUCGCAUUCCACUUCCUCCUCCCCUUCGUCAUUGCGGCAUUCUUUAUCCUCCAUGUCCUCUUCCUCCACGAAACCGGCUCAAACAACCCCACAGGGUUGAACUCCGAUACCGACAAAAUUUCAUUCCACCCCUACUUCUCGUACAAAGACCUGCUAGGCUUUGCAACACUACUGGUUGCACUUACCUCCUUAGCAUUAUUCUCCCCCAACCUCCUCGGCGACCCCGACAACUUCAUCCCCGCCAACCCCUUAGUGACCCCUCCCCAUAUCAAACCCGAAUGAUACUUCCUCUUUGCCUACGCCAUCCUCCGAUCGAUUCCCAAUAAACUAGGAGGGGUCCUGGCGCUCCUACUCUCCAUCCUCGUUCUGAUGGUGGUUCCAAUCCUUCACACCUCCAAACAACGAAGCUUUACAUUCCGACCAAUCACACAAUUCCUAUUUUGACUCCUCGUCGCAGACGUUAUCAUCCUUACAUGAAUCGGAGGCAUGCCCGUUGAACACCCCUUCAUUAUUGUGGGACAAGUCGCCUCAUUCUUGUAUUUCUUCCUAUUCCUUGCCCUCAUCCCUGUAACAGGUUGAGUAGAGAACAAAAUACUAGAACAAGCGU
Seriola dumerili (greater amberjack) is the source of this 1141-nucleotide messenger RNA. The record is from the annotation of a RefSeq genome assembly. NCBI's taxonomy places the organism in Eukaryota, Metazoa, Chordata, Actinopteri, Carangiformes, Carangidae.